GCUCGGCGAUGCUGCUCGUCAUCCUCUUUGUCGGGCUGCCCAAGUUUGUCAGGACCCACGCCGAGAAAUUCGAGGCCUGCAUCGAUGUCGAGGAUGCGGACAAGCUGGCCGCUGCAGACCAGUUUGGCAUGGGCCUAGCGAUCAUGAACUCGACGGUCAUGGUGAGCUUCGGCGUCCUCCUGUUUGUGUGCUACCGCCGCGUCUCGCGCGCCUACGAGCCGCGCAUACUCCUGGACUGGCACCGCGAGUACCUGGUGGAGAGAGAGAGACAGGUGCUGCGCGCCCGCAGAGGGCCGCACCCGGGCGCGGACUGCGCGGAGGAGGAGGACUCCACGGGGUGAGCGCGUCAGUGCACACCCUCUGCCCGCUGGCGCGCGCGGCGCACACACAGCGGCCUCGAUACGGCCGACGAUGCGGGUGGGUCCGAUUGCGAUUGAGCACUCGGGCGCGUGUGGGUGUAGCUGCCGAGGCGGCUCCGCCACCAGGCGUCAUCGCUCAUCGGCCCUAGGAAGCAGCGCCGGCCUCUAGUCGCACGCGCUUGCGUUUUUGUUGUGCCUUCCGGGUGGGUGCCGGCCUCUACGCUGGUCGUUUGCCACCGUGGGCGCGCCGGCGUUGAGUGCCAAGCUUGUCACCCCGGCGUGGAGGCGAUGCCAGUCUGUAGCCGUCUAAACUGUGCACU
Molecule: messenger RNA, 679 nt
Organism: Emiliania huxleyi CCMP1516
Lineage: Eukaryota; Haptophyta; Isochrysidales; Noelaerhabdaceae
Exons: 2
Source: RefSeq, a predicted model, not a curated record